This is a messenger RNA of Salmo salar (Atlantic salmon), 2396 nucleotides long. RefSeq names its product low density lipoprotein receptor adapter protein 1-A. Gene Ontology annotation, cellular component: early endosome. The record is from RefSeq and is a predicted model, not a curated record. Lineage: Eukaryota; Metazoa; Chordata; Actinopteri; Salmoniformes; Salmonidae.
AUAAUAAUAUUAGUUUAGAUUUUUAUUUGAAAUUCAGUUUAGUUUUAGUCAGUUUUCUGACUUGAUUUACUGGUUAUUUACUUUGAUAAACAUUUUUAUUGUUUAAUUUUUAUGUAUUAAUUACUGUUUGGAAGAGAAAGUAGCUGUGGGAGUCUAGGAGACAUUUGUGUUGUAGGCUUAUAGUUUGUUUUUUGGAAUGUCACUUCUUGCCACUGGGGGGCAGUAAUGCAUAAGGAGAUGGGACCAUAGACUUGGAUUCACAACUCAUCUCUGUGUCAUGAGGGUUUCUGUGAGAGCAUUGGCAGCACCGUUGAGGACAUCUAUAUCUUGGGAUAGUACAUGUUCUUCUUCAAGAGUAAAAUUCAUUGGCUGCUUCCUUCAUACAACCAGGUCAUCAGGAGGGAUCAGCCAAUACACUUGGAAGUCCUACCCAAACUUCCUGAGAACUGGACCGACACGAGGGAGACUGUUGUAGAUGGCAUGACCUUUAACCUCCGCCACCUAGGCAUGACCCUGGUGGACCAGGCCAAAGGAGAGGACCUAUCAGCAGCUGCUGUCAAGAGGAUCGUUGCCACGGCCAAAGCGGGAGGUAAGAAGCCUCAGAAGGUGUCUCUGAAGGUUUCUCCUCAGGGUAUAAUGCUCUACGAUAGUCUGACCAACCAGCUGCUAGACAACAUCUCCAUAUACAGGAUAUCCUACUGCACGGCAGACAAGCUGCACGACAAGGUGUUUGCCUACAUUUCCCAGAACACCCUCAACGGAACACUGGAGUGCCACGCCUACCUCUGCUCCAAGAGGAAGGUGGCCCAGGCAGUGACUCUGACUGUAGCACAAGCCUUUAGAGUGGCCUUUGAGUUCUGGCAGGUUGCCAAAGAAGAGAAGAGGGUGAAGUCUGGCUCGGCUGGAGAAGCAACCGGCAGCUCCCAAUUAGAAGGAUCCAACAGCCUGGCUAGUCUGAAAGGAGAAGAUGUUGCCAUGGGUAACCUACUGGACCUGGAGGAACGGACUCAUGUUGCCGUGGUUCUGGAAACCAAUGGCAACGAGGAGUUACAGGUGGACGACCACACUGCUCCCGAGAACAUUGAUUACAACAACACUGUCUGGGAAAUUGAGGAAGACUUGGAUGAGGCUUUUUCUAGACUGGCGGUGUCCCGUACUAACCCCCAGGUCCUGGACGUUGGGGUGACCCCCCAGGAUUGGCUGACAGAACCUGACUUGGCCAAUGGGAACACAUGCAACCAGAACACCACCAAUGGAGAUGACUUCUUAUUUCUCUUCUGAUUGGCUACCGGAGGCUCUUUGGCCUAAUCCCAAAUCAACCCCUAGGCCCUACGCUGGAGCUACAGUAUACCAUAUUUGUGUCCUCCUCUCAGGUCUGCACAAAUGCAUAGGUCUAGGGCUCAAUUUGAGAUGGGGGGGGCCCAUAGAGGUGUUGACUUUGGCUCCCUUCCAAACCAGUCCCUUGCCUCUGUCCUGAUUCCCAAGUUGACUCCCUCCCCCCUUAUAGAUCUGAAUGGACUGCAUAGGUUGAGAGCUUUCGGUUGAAAUUCUGUCAUUGCUUUUUUUUUCUUUUUUUGAAGUUUCAACCAAGUUUUUAAAGAUCUACAUGGGGCCGCCAGGAAGAAUCUAUGGGUAGAGUCUAGGGAUUUCAAUUGGGGACUGACCCCCCCCCCCAAAUCCUAUUUACCGUUACAACCCCUGCCGUUACUUUUGUUCUUUCAUUUCUAUGUACUGCAGUAGUAGAUAGUAUUACUAUUUGGACCAUAGUAGGUGCUAGUCCUUUUUGGACCGUAGUAGUACUCUUUGGCCCAUAGCAGUAUGCAGUACUCUUUGGACUGUGGCAGUACUAUUUGGACCAUAAGUGGUACUAUUUACCUAUAUAUUUAUUUUGUGUUGGUUAUAAUUUAUAUAUUUUUCUAACUAAAGAUGGGAUGUGUAUGAUUUCAGUCAGCUCUAAAUCUCAAUAUAAAUCUUAACUGUCACAUUAAGUUUUGGAUUAGUCUUCUACAUAAACACACUUGAUACUACAAAGCCUCAAUACAGACCAAGCAAGACAAUACAUGUUGGUACUCCCUCCUCUGUAUAGGGGAUGUAGUCUUCGCAUACUAGAGUUAAGUUCAGUUGCCAUGAAACAGCAGAAAGCACUUUGGGGGGGAAAAAAAGGUACUUCCUGAAUUAUUCCCCCCCCCCCCCCCCAGUUUCUUCAAAACUAUUUAUCCUGUUUGUGCCUUCUUAAUGUGACCCAGGAAAGUUAUGUACUAUAUUGAAAUCCUUCCUUCCAUGGCCAGUUUCACCCUGUUCUGUAGCCUAUCUUGACCAAUGCACCAUGUAAUACUGUACUGUAUACCAGCAGAACUUUGAAUAAAACUUUUUUAAUCGUGCAUAUGAAAUUAAAA